AUGUCGUCUGUCGUGGUGGUCAGGCCAGGUCGUGUAUCUGAAAAGGGCCAGUUCAACGAUCCUCCUUUCCACCUGCCCGGCUACAACCGGACGGCCUUUCUCGGACAAAUCAUCUGUGACCAAAUCUCAAAGGCCUCCAAAGCCCGCGGCAGGCUUCUAAAAGCCGGCCAAGACGCAGCUUUUGAAAAGUCCUGGGACCGCUACUCGCGCAACAUGAUUGACGCCAUCAAAGUCGUCAAUGAAAAGUUUCGAGACGAGGCGUUGCAUCCGAAUGAGGCUCCGGCCUUUAUGGAGAUGCGACAUUUGCUUGUGCUUGAUUUGUACUUGCGGAGAGUCUUGUGGCGAGCUCAUCUCAAAGGCUUCAUUGCGUAUAUCCAACACCGAGGCGGCAUCAAGCAGGUCCUCAAACUAAAGGACGCGCCCCUUUAUCUAAACUUUGCGGUAGAAAACAUUAUCCACGCAAACACAACCAGCCCGGCAAAGCAGCAGCUCGAGGGCCUCGAAGAGUUUACCGACGAUGAGCUGAGAGCGGCGCUCAGCAACGCCUGUUUUGCGCCUUGCCCGGCGGCACUGUACCCUCUCCUUGUCCACAUUACCAGGCUGCGCGUCUCCGUCGCCUACAACCGACCUCCUCGAAAAGCCAACCUCGCGCUCGCAGUGCAGGACAUUUUCAACACGACAUGGCGCUUCGACGCAGACGCCUGGGCCGAGUCAAAGUCGUGGCAGGGCGAAGUCGACAUUGGGCGUGUCAUGGGCCGCGUCUUUCCACUCGCCAUCCGUCUCUACGGCAUUCUGACGCUGCCGGAAGCGUGGGUGGCCUCUUCGGCGGACAUUGCAACGGCCUACUAUGCAAGGCUUCCGGGGCGCAGCGUGCUCGACUCCCUGCGAAUUCAACACAGGGAGGAACUGUUGUCCUUGAUGAGAAGGAGCUGGGAUUUGCUAAAGUAUAAGACGUCAUUGGUCUGGCCGUUGCUCGUGGCUGGUGUGGCCGCGGCGGACGGUACUACGAAAGAUCGAGAGUUUAUUGAGGGCUGUUUAGAGGCCAUUUUGGCAAUGCCAAUUACGGCAUGUUCUUUUAUUACAGUUGUGGAUAAGCUUCGCGCGUUUUGGGCAUCUGGCAAGACAGAGUGGGAGGAUUGCUGGGAUGAGCCCAUCGUGGGCUCUGCCUGA
This is a messenger RNA of Beauveria bassiana ARSEF 2860, 1170 nucleotides long. RefSeq names its product C6 finger domain protein. The transcript is spliced from 3 exons. The record is from RefSeq and is a predicted model, not a curated record. Lineage: Eukaryota; Fungi; Ascomycota; Sordariomycetes; Hypocreales; Cordycipitaceae. The coding region runs from base 1 to 1170 and encodes 389 amino acids.